Messenger RNA from Alosa sapidissima (American shad), 969 nucleotides. RefSeq names its product tryptase-2-like. Gene Ontology annotation, molecular function: serine-type endopeptidase activity. Gene Ontology annotation, biological process: proteolysis. Lineage: Eukaryota; Metazoa; Chordata; Actinopteri; Clupeiformes; Clupeidae. The coding region runs from base 26 to 838 and encodes 270 amino acids. The transcript is spliced from 6 exons. The record is from RefSeq and is a predicted model, not a curated record.
GUGCUCUCGGUGCAUUCCAGCAGACAUGAACCUCAUGGUCUGUCUCUGUGUGACCCUGCUGCUCAGCACAGCUACAGGCUCACUGCGUCUCAGCUCCCGUAGCUCCAUAGUGGGGGGAGAGGACGCGGCCCCUGGAAGAUGGCCCUGGAUGGUGUACCUCUACAUCACUUAUGAAAAUCAAGCCCUGUACUGUGGAGGUUCCCUUAUCAACAGCCAGUGGGUUCUGACAGCAGGGCACUGCCUUUACAAACCUCGUCAGGGGAGGCCAAUCCUCUCACUCUCCUAUGCGCAAGUGGGUGAACUGCAGCUCCGGGAGCCAGUGACUGGUGAGCGUCACUACCUCGGCCGCUUCCUGGUCCAUAAUGAUUACAGUUCGACCAACGGCAUGUUCUACAACGACAUCGCCCUGGUGCAGCUGAAGGAGGCCGUGUCCUUCUCUGACACAGUGAAGCCUGUGGUUCUUCCCAGCCACAACGUCCCCGGGCCUGAGGCUGAGUGCUGGGUCACUGGAUGGGGUGAUGUAGCUGAGGGCCACCAUUUGGGAGGUAAGAAGACACUGCAGCAGCUGAGGCUCCCCCUAGUGGACGACAAGACCUGCAGGCAAGCGUACCCUAAGACCAGUAACAACCAGCUGUGUGCCGGAUACAUGCAGGGAGGCAAGGACGCCUGCCAGGGUGACUCUGGUGGCCCCCUGGUGUGUAAGUCGUUUGAGCAGUUCGUCCAGGUCGGGGUGGUGAGUUUUGGAGUUGGCUGUGCCCGGCGUGGCUACCCUGGCGUGUACACACGUGUGUAUAACUACAUGCAGUUCAUCGAGGACGUCAUCGGCACAUACAGCUGAACAACACCGCCCUCUAGUGGUCACACAGGGAGGAGCUCUCCACCUCUACCUGAUCUCUCUCUUUCCUUCUCUCCUCUCUCUCUUCUGCCUCUCCUCCUGUCUCUCUGAUCAGUAAAGUUUACAGCAGCAUC